Phyllotreta striolata is the source of this 381-nucleotide messenger RNA. The record is from the annotation of a GenBank genome assembly. NCBI's taxonomy places the organism in Eukaryota, Metazoa, Arthropoda, Insecta, Coleoptera, Chrysomelidae.
AAGUUCAAUCCGAUUGUUAAUUCAAUACCAAACAGUUCAAACAUGCACUUGAAAGCUGUCCUUGCAACCAGUUUGGUCCUGCUGGUUUUGAGCUCAGUGUCAGGGGCCCCGAGAGCCAUCAACAAUGAAGAGGACCUGAAGAGGAGCGUGGUGGAGUUCCUGUCGCAGGACAAGGAGUUCCUGGGCGCCCUCGAGCACUCGGGUUUGAUAGAUAACAGUGUGGCGAGACAGAAGCGCCAAUCUGAGAUGGACAUCGACAUCAACGGCGAAGGAGACGUGGAGGAGGUGCCCCAGAAGGACGGGUUCUUCGAUAGAGCGGCCAAAUUCGUCGUGGAUUUGCUCCAGAGGUUCCUUAAAUGGAUCAAUUCCUCCGAGAACUAA